This is a messenger RNA of Neospora caninum, 4698 nucleotides long. RefSeq names its product putative MORN repeat-containing protein. NCBI's taxonomy places the organism in Eukaryota, Apicomplexa, Conoidasida, Eucoccidiorida, Sarcocystidae. The transcript is spliced from 16 exons. The record is from RefSeq and is a predicted model, not a curated record. The coding region runs from base 1 to 4698 and encodes 1565 amino acids.
AUGUCUGAAAAUGGACCAGAACAUCCACGACAAGAUUCCUUCCUCUCGUACGACGCCGACGUGGCGAGUUUCGAUUUCUCUCUCGUCAACCAGACUGAAGGCGCACGCACUGCGUCUGAAGACCGCGAGGAGUCUUUCCCGAGUCGGCCUUCCUUUUCAGGAUCGGCAUAUCUCCAUGGAGAUUAUGCCGACGCUUCAGAGAGCACAGACAACGCUGAGUUGGAGCGCCGCAAAGGGUCGGAAACCAACCGGGAGACUGUUGGUGUGCAGUCUGACGAUUCCUUCCCUUGCUACGUCUCUGGGGAUCAACGGGAACCCCCCGUUGUCUGCACUCUCCUCGCUGUUCAACAUCCCGUCAGAGGUCCAGAGGUGCACAAGUUUCAUCUGCAUGCGCCAGGAACCGGCCGAGAAGCGCAAGACAAACCGAGCGCCUGCAGGGAGAGCAGAGGACCCAACGCUCCCCAAAACCCCGGAGCUGAGAAUGGUGUUUCGUCUCGAUUGCGGGGAGAAGACGGUCGCGUCGAAACGCGCGUAGACGGAGAGCGCAAAGGCAUGAAUUCGAUGCCUCCCGACGCCAAGAGCGAGAACCAAGAGCCUGCCUCCGCUCCACCCCCGCGCCGCGCCGCGCCCGCCGUCUCUUCCGCCUCUCGCGACGCAGGUGUCUCCGAGGCAGACUUGGCAUGCAUCCGAAAGUGGGCGCCGCUUUUCGCGUUGCCAGAUUUCACCCCCGCUGGCGGUCGUGGAGAGAACGGGCCUUUUCCGAUUCCACCUUCUGUCUCGGCUCCUUCUCUUGACAGUGACGCAGAGACGGCAGGCGACGACGGCAGCGCAGCGAAAGGCCGCGAGAGAGAGGCUGGGUCCGUCUUCUUUCUUCUCUCCUGUCACGAGCGUCUUUUCUUCGGUGUCUCCUGCUAUAAACGCGUCGACGCAACGGCCGUUCUCCAGGGGGUCUCUCGAGGCUGUCGCGUCCGGUGCGCCGUCUGCGUGCUCAGCAGUGUUCCGUUCUGGGGAUCUCUUCUCGUGCGCUUCGCUCCAGUGGCGGCCGCGUUCUUCCAGAGCCUCCAAGCCUCUUCGCCUCUGUGCGCCGCGCCGGAGAGGGGAAGGACGAGGCGGGCGUCGUCGGAGCAGCGCGAGGACGCGCUUUCUGCAGGCACCGAAGAAGAGAACGGUUGCUUGGCGAGCGACGAAGAAGCUAAGGCGAGGGCAGGGGCAAAGAGACUCCGUAGCGUGAGAAAGGAUCGACGAGGUCAAGAGAAAGAAAAGGGUGAAGAGGAAGCGAAGGCAGGGGAACAGCUCAUCCUCGAUUGGUCUGCUCAGGUGAACGCGAUUCGCUUCGAUCAAUUGCGGUACUCCGAGCUCUUCUUCGACUUGGAGGGGAGUCUCACGCCGUUCGUUCUUCUCUUUCCUCCAGCUGCUUUGAACUGCGGAUACAACAGCGACGGCUUCGGGAACUUCCACUACCACUGGAGACUGUACGCGUUUCCUUUCCGCGUCUUUCACCGGCGAUGUGUCUUCGCUCCCUUCCUCUCUCUUCCUCUUGUCGAAGAACUUUUGCUUCAAAAAAGAGGCUUUCUUGUCGGCGCCUCAAACUGGGCGGUGCGCAUGCACCCUGUCGUUCGCCCCGAUGUCUGCGUCGAUUUAGAUCGCGUUCAGUUGCGUGUUGAGCAAGAUGCUCUUCUCCCGUGCCUGGAGCUCACCCCCUCCGAGCGUUUCUUCGCGACGACGCUACUCCCGGACGCUCUCGCGUCUGCGUCCAACUACCACCCAACGCUUUCUUCUUUCUCUUCUUCCUCUUCUUCUUGCUCUUCUUCUGUCUCUUCCUCUUUCUCUUCUUCUCUCGGUUGCCUCCAAUUUGGCGGUGAGGACGAACCGACCAAGGAGACUAGUGCUCGAGCACCCUGUUCCAACGCCCCAUCUGACUCUUCUUCGUGUUCGUCUUCUUCGUUUUCGUCUUCUUCGUCUUUUUCGUCUUUUACGCGCCAAGCCGGGAGUUUCUUCCAGGCUGUGAGCACCCUCGCGACUUCUUCGGGCUCCUCACGAAAGCCGUUCUUCCGGAAACAAAAAUCUGGCGCAGGCUCCUCCCUUCAGACUUCUGAGAACAUUCUUUCUUCUCCUCUCCCUCCUGCUUCCUCUCUCCCCUCUCCUCUCUCCCUCUCCCCUCCCUAUUCUUCUUCCUGUUCUCCAUUCACUUCUUCUUUCUCUCCGUCUUCUUUAGGUCUGUCGCCUUGUUUCAGUCACUCGCACGGCGUGAAUGGAACAGAUCCGAUAGCAUGGCUUUUGGACGAUGCAAAUCCACCUGAGGCAGGCAGUGCGCUUCACGCGGGAGAAGACGGCGCAGGCUGGAAAGAAGCGAGAGAGAAAGAACGGGAAGAGCCGUCUCUCUCUUCUUCAGCGCCUCGUGACGAAGUCUCUCCCCCUAUCGAGCGCUCCGCCUCUUCCGUUUCUUCUCGUGCUUGUUCUUCGCACGAGGCGAACCGAGAGAGAAACGCGAAAGAAGCAGGACGGCGAGCUGCGGGAGCGUUUUCCCAAUUUUCGCGCGCAGUUAAGAGCCUGACGAGUGGCCGCGAGCUCCCCGUGUCGCAGAAGAACGUCCUCGGUUCGUCUUCCUCGUCUCCUCUUUCGGACGAAAACCCGCCGAAAGGUGUGAUUCUCGACCAGUCCUCUCAGCCGUUCCCUUCCCCCGCUCACAAAAAACCUUUCUCAGCUCCUCUCCGUCCCCUCAACUCCCUCGCUGCUCCUCGGUUUUCGUGGAAAAGAAAUCUCUCUUUCUCUCUCUCGUCUGUUUUCCCUCCUGCAUGCGCCGGAGACGAGGAUCGCGAGAAAUCUCUCGCAAAUGCGGAGUGGGAAGCGUCCGUCGAUCUCGUCCGUGCUGCCUUCACACAGUACCUCGAAAAACUCUGCCGAAGCGCAGCGAUCGCUGCGGGGCCGCGCCGCAGCGCGCAGCAGCUCUUGCGUGAGCUGCCAAGGCCAGCGGAGGCUGAAGAGGGCGAAGCGAAGCAAGAAAACGAGGGCGAGAAGAAAGAAGAGACAGAGGAGAAAGACGAAAAAGACGACGUGGCCGAGUUCAACGCGCUCUGGCUUCGCGCCUGGACAGGCACGCACAACUUCCAGGUGUGGAUUCAACGCCACCGUCUCCCGACUGAGCGGCUGGCGGAGUCGCAAGAAGACGCCGUCUCCUUACCGCCGCAGGAAGGUUUUGGGCGUCUGGUGUAUGCCAAUGGAGACGUCUACGAAGGCGAAUUCUUGAACUCUGUGCGGCACGGCCGGGGCGUGUAUUCCAGCAGAGAUGGCCUUCGGUACGAGGGCGACUGGGAACGAGACCAGCGCCACGGGUGCGGUGUACUUACACACGACAAGGCGCAGUUCGUCUACGUGGGGCAGUGGCAAAACGACAAGAAGAACGGCGAAGGACAUCUCUACUCGUCGACUGAGCGCUACUGGGGCGAGUUUACUGACAAUAAAUACAGCGGAAAGGGGACCUACGUGGAGCGCGUCGGCGGCAUCUACUACGAGGGCGAGUUUGCUGACGGCAUGUUCCAUGGCGUCGGCAAGCUCCUUCUGCCUUCCAGCGUCGCCUCGCGCUCUCCUCGGUCUCACCAGAGACACAGAUCGCGUCCAACGCCUCUUCGCUCGGCUCUCUUCGAGCCUUCUUCCUCGUUUUCGUCCUCGUCUUGCGAAGGACGGCGAGGGACCAGUUUCUGUGGGGAGUGGGAGAGAGGGAGAGCGAAAGGUGUCUUUACGUGUAUUUACGAGGAUGGCCGCAUGUACACAGGCUCGCUGAAGGAUGAUUCCUUGAUGCCGCACGGCGCAGGGUUGAUGACGUUUCCCGACAGUUCGGCCUUUGAGGGGGAAUGGCGUGAAGGCCAGCGACACGGCGCAGGGGUGUUCUCCGUCUCGCUCUCUGCGGAUUCUGGCACUCUCCAGAAAGAUCUUUUCUCUCUCGCGGCUCAAGCGCAGGGUGCAUGCACGCCUUCCUCGCCGUCUGCGCUCGGCGUCGCCGGCCAUCGUCCCCAGAGUUGCGAGCUGGGGAGAAACGCCGUGCUGACGGUCGAGGGCUCGUGGGCGGACGACGAGCCGGAUCCCCGAGUCGAGUGGUCUGUCGCGUUCCCGACGGGAGACAAAUACGCGGGAUUUCUUCACCUGCCUGCAUUCGAGGCCAGUGAGGCGUGCGCCGCUGAGAGAGACGCGUCUUCGCAGGGGAACGGAGCGACGAAACGCGCCUUUGAAGACGAAACGGGCGAGCGAGACGCGCUGAGCGAAGAACCUCAAAACGGAAGGCCCUACGAGGAAUCAACCAGAAAGGAGGCGAACGAGGGACAGAGCGGGAUGCUUCUCCAGAGAGACUUGAGCCGUUUUGUCCUUCCCCACGGCUCCGGAUUCGCCAAGCUGAAGGCGGCGGGAGAAACCUACGAAGGCCAGUGGAAACUUGGCACGCGCGACGGACAGGGGGAAAGCAUCGCCAGCACAGGCGUGAGAUACCGCGGAGAGUGGCGGGGCGGCGUGCCUCACGGUCGCGGAGUCUUGACACACACCGACAGUGGUGAGCAACGCGAAGGGCGUUUCCAGGGCGGUUUCUUCCGAGGCGAAGAGGGACAAGAACCUGAAGGGGCUGCAGCGGAACACGACCCGGUUCUCUUUACUGCCUUCCUGCGCUACCCUCUUCACCGCUGUCGGUUUUUCUGGAAAUCUACGACAUAG